GAACUGAGAAAUGCUAUCCUGCUCAAGUUUGGCUUUAAAUGGAUUCAGGUCCAACACAUAGAACGAUGGGGAUUGAACGACUGCUAAAUGAGAAGCUUGGACCUGCAGUUAAAGACACUUGUCUUCGUCAAAUUUCUGCCCUGUUACCGCCAUUAACAGUAACAGUCUUGGACGAUCUUAUGCGAAAAUGCCAAAAUCUCAGGGAUUUCAAUCAAAUCCUUUCUCGGAUGAUAGUUUCUGGAUUCGUAGCCGAUACGUUUGCUGCCAGCCGCCUCCUUAAGUUCUCCACCGAUGCCGAUUUCAUCCAUCUUGACUACUCCCGUCGUAUCCUUGAUCAAAUCCAAUUCCCUAAUGGAUUUAUUUGGAAUACCAUGAUGAGAGCGUAUGCUCAGAGAAAUUCUCCUCAGUCAACUCUCGCCCUUUACAAAUUGAUGUUGGAGAAGAAUUUGAAGUCCGAUAACUAUACAUACCCGAUUCUAGCCCAUGCUAGUUCUCUUCGUUCCUCUGAAUUAGAAGGAAAAGAGAUUCAUAAUCAUGUUUUAAAGCUGGGUUUUGAUUCUGAUGUUUAUGUCCAGAAUACAUUGAUCAAUAUGUAUGCGGUUUGCGGGAAUCUUGGUGAUGCACGACGGUUGUUUGAUGAAAGCCUUGUGUUGGAUUCAAUAUCCUGGAAUUCACUUUUGGCGGGUUAUGUUCAGAUAGGAGAUGUACAAAAUGCGAAGCUAUUAUUUGAUAAGAUGCCUGAAAGGAACACAAUUGCUUCAAAUUCUAUGAUUGCACUGUUUGGUCGAGCUAGACUUGUGACUGAGGCUCGUCAGAUAUUUGAUGAAAUUCCCCAAAAGGAUGUUGUUUCCUGGAGUGCAUUGAUUUCCUCUUAUGAGCAAAAUGAUAUGUUCAAAGAAGCUUUGAUUAUAUUCGAACAAAUGAAUGCUAUGGGAAUUAAGGUGGAUGAGGUUGCGAUGGUCAGUGUUCUUUCUGCCUGUGGUGGCCUGUCAGCUAUUAAGGAAGGAGAACUGGUUCAUGGAAUUAUAAUUAGAAUGGGAAUUGAAACCUAUAUUAAUCUUCAAAAUGCACUGAUUCACUUGUAUUCGGAAUGUGGGGAUAUCAUUGCAGCACAGAGACUAUUUGAUGCUAACCAGGAAUUGGAUCAGAUAUCUUGGAAUUCUAUGAUAUCUGGGUACUUGAAAUGUGGUCAAAUUGAACAUGCCAAGAAAUUAUUUGAUUCCAUGCCCAACAAGGAUGUUAUAUCAUGGAGUGCUAUGAUUUCAGGUUAUGCACAACACAAUCAGUUUGCAAAGACCUUGGCCUUGUUCCAUGAGAUGCAGCUUGGAGAAACCCGGCCCGAUGAGACCACACUGGUGAGCGUAAUCUCAGCUUGUGCCCACUUGGCUGCUUUAGACCAAGGCAAAUGGGUUCAUGCUUAUAUAGAUAAAUAUGGUCUAAAGAUCAACACCAUACUCGGUACAACCCUUGUAGACAUGUAUAUGAAAUGUGGGUGUGUGGAAAACGCACUGGAGGUCUUCUCUAAAUUGGAGGAAAUGGGUAUCUCUACUUGGAAUGCUAUGAUUUUAGGACUGGCUAUGAAUGGAUUGGUGGAGGAGUCUCUCGAUAAGUUUUUGGAGAUGAAUAGGUUUGGGGUAGCACCCAAUGAAAUAACCUUCAUUGGGGUAUUGGGAGCAUGUCGACAUGUGGGUUUAGUAGACGAGGGCCGCCAAUACUUUCAUUCCAUGAUUCAGAUACACAACAUAAAACCCAAUGUUAAACAUUAUGGAUGCAUGGUUGAUCUUCUUGGCCGUGCAGGUUUGCUCAAAGAAGCAGAGGAACUCAUAGAGAGUAUGCCAAUGGCACCAGAUGUGCCUACUUGGGGUGCCUUGCUUGGGGCAUGUCGGAAAUAUGGUAACACCGAGAUGGGAGAAAGAGUAGGAAGGAAGCUUAUUAAGCUUCAGCCUGAUCAUGAUGGAUUUCAUGUACUGCUAUCAAAUAUAUAUGCUUCAAAAGGAAAGUGGGAUGAUGUUAUUGAGAUCAGAGGGAUGAUGAAGCAACAUGGAGUGGUGAAAAACCCUGGCUGCAGCUUGAUAGAAGCCAAUGGUAUAGUUCAUGAAUUCCUGGCAGGGGAUAGGAUGCACCCUCAAAUAGAUGAGAUAGAUAGAAUGCUGGAUGAGAUGGCUAAAAGAUUGAAGAUGGAAGGGUAUACACCAGAGAUCAAUGAGGUUGCUCUAGAUAUAGAUGAAGAAGAGAAAGAAUCCAUUUUGUACAGACAUAGUGAAAAACUCGCCAUUGCCUUUGGACUUAUCAGCACUAGCCCACCAACUCCUAUCAGGAUAAUGAAGAACUUGCGCAUAUGUGCUGAUUGUCAUACCGCAGCAAAGCUCAUCUCAAGAGCCUUUGGACGUGAAAUUGUGGUGAGGGAUCGCCAUCGAUUUCACCACUUCAAAGAAGGGUUGUGUUCAUGCAUGGAUUACUGGUGAUGUGUUCCGUUGCAAAACUCAAUCUAUCCUGCAUAGUUGA
This is a messenger RNA of Telopea speciosissima, 2505 nucleotides long. RefSeq names its product pentatricopeptide repeat-containing protein At5g66520-like. Gene Ontology annotation, molecular function: protein binding; zinc ion binding; RNA binding. Lineage: Eukaryota; Viridiplantae; Streptophyta; Magnoliopsida; Proteales; Proteaceae. The record is from RefSeq and is a predicted model, not a curated record. Bases 39 to 2465 code for a protein of 808 amino acids. Gene Ontology annotation, biological process: RNA modification. The transcript has a single exon.